Agrilus planipennis (emerald ash borer) is the source of this 2254-nucleotide messenger RNA. RefSeq names its product coiled-coil domain-containing protein R3HCC1L. The transcript has 8 exons. Gene Ontology annotation, biological process: mRNA catabolic process. NCBI's taxonomy places the organism in Eukaryota, Metazoa, Arthropoda, Insecta, Coleoptera, Buprestidae. Bases 500 to 1660 code for a protein of 386 amino acids. Gene Ontology annotation, molecular function: metal ion binding; poly(A)-specific ribonuclease activity; RNA binding. The record is from RefSeq and is a predicted model, not a curated record. Gene Ontology annotation, cellular component: nucleus; cytoplasm.
GUAUCUGUAUAGUAUAAAAAAUUAUUAAUAUUAAUUAAAUAUACCUACAAAUAGAAUGUUUGUUGAAAAAUAUCGGAAUAUAUGAUAAGUUACAGUUAAUACCCUAUAAAGUGCAACGAGAGCCAAAGAAACUGUGAAAUAAGUGUUUCAGAACUAAGGUUAAUGAAGGAUUACCAUUGUAUAAAUUAAAGUAUAGACUGCGGAAGAAAAGAGAAAGUUAACGUGUUACGUAAAAUUGUUGCUUUUACUUUCAUUUCACUUUCAAUCUUUAAUGCGGGUGUGUGAUCUUGAAGUAUUUUAAAUUUACUUUCUGAAGAAUUUUUGAAAAAUCUCUAACCAGAACCUUUUCCAGUUUACUGUUGCAUUUCUUGUAUAAAUUCAUAGAUUAAGGUGCUGCUACUGUGGUUUAAAUGAAACGAGGGGCUUUAAAGUUAACUUGCAUUUAAAUUAACUGAACAGCAAAUAAUAAAUGGUUUUCAAAUAAUUACUCAAAUCAGUCAUGAAUAAGAGAAGAACAAGACCAAGUCAAUUGCUAUAUGUGCCUCCUGCUUGUCGUAAUAUAAAGAAAAUUGGUGAAAAUGAAACAUCUUCUAACUCCAGCUGUCCAAAAGAGUUAUCAGAUAAAUUUAAAAGUGAUAUUAUGAAUGACUUUGACCAUAGUAAUGCAGAAAACAAUUUAUUAACUACUAAAAACAGUUUAUCACAGCAACAAGUAGAUAAACUUUAUGAAGACAUAAAAACUAUUAGCCUAUCUAGGAACUCUGAAUGUGAAGAAAAAGUUGAAAAAAGUAAUUCUGAACUAAUAAUGAGCAAUGAUAAUAAUGUAGAUUUUAUAAGAAGAGAUAAAGAACUGUCUUUGAAUUUAGAGGAUAAUUGUUCCUGCAGUAAAAAUGACUAUGAUGUUGAUAGAGAAAAGGAACAAAUGGAACGUGCAAUCGUAAAAAUAAACAGAAAAUCUCGAUCUUUUAUCGACUACAAUGAGAAUGAUAAUGUUCUUCUUAUAAACAAGAAGCAAAAUUCAGAAAUUCCAAUGCUAACACAACCAAAUCAAAAUUCGAAAGGUAAUAAAAGUAAAGAACAGUUCAUCAGUUGGGAAAAUACUUUACAAAAUAGUGAAGAUGAAGAUAAGAAUGAAAAACGCAGUGAUUCUAAUUGCAGUAACAGUUCUUCCAAAAGUCCUCUAAAUUAUAUUGAUAAGAAAAUGGAAGACUUGGAUCAUGUUGUAGAAGUGUAUGAUUUUCCAGAAUCAUUUAAAACUCAAGAUAUUAUACAACUUUACAGUGAUUUCCAAGCAAAUCCAGUAUACGUGAAGUGGUGUGAUGAUACACAUGCACUACUUGUUUUUAGCACACCUGCACAAGCAAGAGUGGCUUUAAAGUACGAUAAGGGAAUUAUAAAAUCAAGACCCUUGACUGAAGCAAGCCCCUUAUCAAAGAGAGUUGCUAAUAAAAUAGAUUUAAAGCCUGCAAUGCGAAGACCUGCCACCAGCAUGCAAACUGCGCGUCGUCUUAUUAAUAACUAUUUGGGAACUAAAGUUGCAAUUAGCAAAGAAGACAUGGAGAAAGAAAAAAAAGCGCUAAAAGACGCCAGAGAGAAGAAACGUAUUCAACGUCAAAAUGAAAAAGAUGCUUGGGAAGGGCACCCAAAAACGAAUAUUUGAUACUACACAACCAAAAAAUCAACUACGAGAAGAAUAAUGUGGGCCACCUCCAAAAACGUGUUAUUAAUUCGAAGAUGUCAUCUUCCAAGCAUGAGGACUAUUUGUCCUUUACUGUCCCAAUUUAAUUCCAGGUAUCAUAAAAUAAUUUACAAUAUUUUCCAAUUCGAAAUUAUUUAUCACUUUAAUUUAAUAACUUAAUAAUCGAUACAGCAGAUUUCAAAAUUAUCUAACGUUUUAAAUGAUAAAUACACUCUAGACUUCAAAAUUAAAAAAUAUGUAGGUAUAUAGAUAUACAGAAACAUCCGUUCUCCCAUCUUUUGUAUGUGAUUUUAAAAACAGAAAACUGCCAAAUCAUGUUGUGUCUUGGUUACAAUUUACUUAACUGUAAAUGAUUUUUGUAAUUUGAUAGAUUUUUAAAUUAGAAAAACUUUACUUGCGGUUUUGUUUAAGUAGAUGUUUGCUAUUUUGUGUAUGUAAAAUUAGUGUAAUACACGUGUAAAGAUGCAUAUAAUACAUAUAUGUUGUACAAUAGUAAAUAGUAUAUACGACACGAGAGAAAUGAAAUGAAAUUCAUAAUAUAUUUUAUCAAAUUGA